Cladophialophora psammophila CBS 110553 is the source of this 2547-nucleotide messenger RNA. RefSeq names its product DNA excision repair protein ERCC-3. NCBI's taxonomy places the organism in Eukaryota, Fungi, Ascomycota, Eurotiomycetes, Chaetothyriales, Herpotrichiellaceae. Gene Ontology annotation, biological process: nucleotide-excision repair; transcription initiation at RNA polymerase II promoter. Gene Ontology annotation, cellular component: transcription preinitiation complex; transcription factor TFIIH holo complex; nucleotide-excision repair factor 3 complex. The transcript has a single exon. Gene Ontology annotation, molecular function: hydrolase activity; 3'-5' DNA helicase activity; DNA binding. Bases 1 to 2547 code for a protein of 848 amino acids. The record is from RefSeq and is a predicted model, not a curated record.
AUGUCACUCAAACGAAAAGCCCUUGCAGAUGCUGCUAAUGGUCGAUCCUCAAAGCGCUCCACGCCUGCUCCCUCGACGCCCGUAAGCCUCAAUAGCGACGAUGAAUACUUCGAAGGAUCGGAUGCACGCUCUCAAGAACAAAGUGACAGCGAGCAAGAGCAUAUCCGAAAGGCUAGAGCAAGGUUGGACUUCAGUUCCUUCCAGGGUACAAAGCACAAACACAAGCCCUCCAUCUUUGGGGAAAAGGACUUCUCCUGGCUCUCGUUGAAGCCUGAUCACGAGAACAGGCCGCUAUGGAUAGAUCCAAACGUCUCUGUCGGGUCGAAAAAAGGCCCCAAGAUCACCCUCGAGAGCUUCUCUCCGUUGUCUGCACAGGCUACGGAUCUGCUUACUACCAUCGCAGAACCUCAGUCGAGACCGUCCUAUCUCCACGAAUAUAGGUUCACUGAGCAUAGUCUCUAUGCUGCGCUAUCGGUAGGUCUACGUGGUGAAGAUAUAAUACGUGCUCUAGAAAAGCUGUCCAAAACCCCCGUCCCUGACACCGUGAUCGAUUUCAUCAACCGCCACACCAAAACCUACGGAAAAGUGCGACUUGUUUUGAGGAACAACAAGUUCUUCGUCGAAUCUGAUGAGCGCCCCAUCAUCGACAUGCUCCUAAAGGAUCCAGUUAUUGGACCUUGCAAAGCCGUCGGGACCGAUGUUCAAGUCGGGAGAAUUCAAACAAAGGCGACCGUGAUCCAAGGAACCAGUAACGCGAAGGGCAUGACACAAGCAGGCCAGGGCAACGUGGAAGUUCCCAGAGAUGACCCGGCCAAGGAGAACGAAGCAAUGAUCGCCGCUCUGAGAGACGAAGAAGAUGAAGAGGAUGCCUACAAGGAAGCUACCAGUUUCGAAAUCGCGCCGAACAAACGUGAUACAGUGGCGAAGCAAUGUCUAGACAUCGGCUAUCCCGCUAUCUCAGAGUACGACUUCGCUAACGACUUCGAAAACCCGACUCUACCCAUUGAUUUAAAACCCUCCACUCAAAUUCGGCCGUAUCAGGAAAAGGCUCUCAGCAAAAUGUUUGGUAACGGCCGUGGCAAGAGCGGGAUUAUCGUCCUUCCUUGUGGUGCUGGGAAGACCCUUGUCGGCAUCACCGCGGGGUGCCAUAUCAAGAAAAGCAUUGUUGUUCUCUGCACGAGCGCCAUGUCGAGUUAUCAAUGGGCCAAUGAAUUCAGGAAAUGGUCUGACAUCAGAGAAGAGGACAUCGCCGUAUUUUCUGCCACCGAAAAGAAAAGGUUCAACGGAGAUGCAGGUGUGCUGGUCACAACCUAUUCCAUGAUUACUGCUGGCGGGAAGCGGGCCCACGACACCCAGCAGAUGAUGGAAUGGGUGUACGGCAAAGAAUGGGGAUUGAUGCUCCUCGACGAGGUGCAUGUGGUCCCCGCCAAAAUGUUCAGAAAGGUGGGCGAGAACAUUCGCUCCCACUGCAAACUCGGUCUUACGGCCACCUUACUUCGUGAGGACGAUAAAAUUACCGAUCUCAACUUCAUCAUUGGUCCGAAACUAUACGAAGCCAACUGGAUGGAAUUGGCCGACCAAGGACACAUCGCAAAAGUGCAGUGCGCUGAAGUGUGGUGCCCGAUGUCAAUGGAAUUCUAUCAAGAAUACCAGAACGCAAGCACACGGAAGCAGCCCCUCUUCUACAUUAUGAAUCCUGAAAAGUUCCGUGUCUGCCAGUAUCUCAUCAAUUACCAUGAGAACCGAGGCGACAAGAUCAUUGUGUUCAGUGACAACUUAUUUGCGUUGAGACACUACGCCGAGAACAUGAAGAGAGCCUUUAUCUAUGGUGAAACGAGUAAUUAUGAACGCUUAGAGAUUCUUAACAGGUUUCAGCACGACGAUCGCCCGGAAUUCAGCACCAUAUUCUUGUCCAAGAUCGGUGAUACGUCACUUGACUUGCCGGAAGCAACCUGUCUGAUUCAAAUCUCAUCGCACUAUGGGUCCCGACGUCAAGAAGCACAACGGCUCGGGCGUAUCUUGCGAGCAAAGCGCCGCAAUGACGAAGGCUUCAAUGCAUUCUUCUAUUCUCUUGUCUCCAAAGAUACAACCGAGAUGGCAUACAGUGCAAAGAGGCAGGCAUUUCUGGUGGACCAAGGCUAUGCCUUCAAAACCAUCACACACUUGGCUGGCAUGGACAAGAUGGACAAGCUUAUGUACUCAAGGCCCGAGGAGAGAAACGAGUUGCUUGCGAAGGUCUUGCUUCAGAACGAAACGGCCGCCGACAUUGAGAAAGUCGACGACAAUAUAUGGAGUCAUCUCAGUGGAGGUGGCUCGGCGAAGGCCAAGGCGCAGAAAUUGCAGGUUCGCAGGCAAGCUGGUUUGUUGGCAGACGUCAGUGGUGGCGGUACUAUGGCCCCCAUGUAUCGCGAGCAAGAACGAAGGGGCAAGAAGAGUCAGCAGCCCGAAAGCGAGUGGUUCAGAAAAGAGGCCAGGCGGCGUGAACUCGCAGCCAAGAAGAGAAAGAAGGAAAAAUUGGAGGCUGCAAAAGCUUCUGGUCGUGCAUAG